UGUGUAUGUGGUUGUGAAUAUGUUGGUGUGUCUGUGUUAAUAUAUAUUCAAUCAGUUUAAGCCUUCCAGUCAUUCGUUCUUACUUCACAUCUACCUUGAGUUUUCUCAUCGUUCGCGGGAAACGAGAGUUACGGAGCUCGUGUACAUCCUACUACAGCAUUGGGCGAGAUUACUAUGACAAACAAUACUAUGUUGGAUAUGGUUCCCUUAGAGAUAGGCAAGGAUUUCAAAUUACCUGACAUUAAUGAAAGAUCAGUAACACCAGAUUCAUUCUCAGAAAAUGGAAAUAACGGUAUCUACCAAUCAGAUUCUCCACAGCACAGUCAUAACCAGAGUGAUGAUAGGAGCCCUUUUUCAAGAAACCUGCAGAUGAUAAGAAGGAAGAAAAAUCGGUUAGCAGCGCAGAAAUGUCGAGAGAAGAAGAAAGAACGGAUCCGAAUUUUGGAAGAGGAAAUCAAGUCACUAAUUAAAGAAAAUUAUAGUUUAAAACAGGCAAAUUAUGAAUUAGGGGAAAAAUUGUCUGAACAACAAAAGAAACUGGAGGAAGCCCAAUGCUUUAUCCGUUCUACAGAUCGGAGCCAUCAUUUAGAAAAUACAUAUCAACUCUUCCACAAUAAACAGCAGCAGAUCUUAGCAGCGCCAAAUAUCCUCAACAAGAAUACAAUAACGGAUAAUGUUUCUUUUGGACAUCAUAGGCAUCAUAAUUCUAUGGCACCUAAUAAUUUGUUGGCAAAUUUCAUAGAUUGUAUAUAAAUAAAUAAAUAUACAAUCAAACAAACCAAAAAUGGAACAUGAAUUUAGAGAAUAAAACAAGGAAUGCACACACACACACACACACACACAUAUAUAUAGUGGAAAAAAGAUUAGAGAUCUAUACAAAUCAAAUAUUUAUAUAUAAAAGAUGGAGGUGGAAAUAGCACAGAAGUAAAUUUAACACUUUUCGAUUUCAGAAGGAAUUUAAUAAAAAAUGAUUUUGAAAAUUAUAUAAAGAAAAUAUUGCCGGUUUCGAUGAUGAAUCUCAUCUUAUCAAAUAUCAGUAAAAAUUGACAAAAAUUUGAAGUAAAACCAGUUUGUCUUUUGUCUGGGGGUCAAAUUUCUUUCGGAGAUCACAGGUAUCAGAAUUCUAUGGCACCCAAUAAUUUUCUGGCAAAUGUUAGAGAGCACACGCACACACACAUAUAUAUAAACAAAUACACACAUUUACAGAAACAUACAUAUACACACAAACACACAUAAAGAAAGUCUAAUAAUACUCUUUAUGUAUGUACGGGUCUCUAAGCAGGCUAUCUAUAUAUAUAUAUUAUAUAUACAUAUAUAGGUACGGUUAUGUCCAUUUUGGGACUAGGGGUUGACAUAUAUGCACACCCAGAACUAACAGACUAACAUCAAUCCCUGGGAAACAACUCUUCCUCCCAGAAAAAAAAAAAAAAAGAAAAAAUCCGUUUUAAUUCUUCACUGCUUUGUUCCAUUUCAUUUCAUCAAAUACACUGACAGCCAUGUCACCCCAAGAUUCUAUAUACCUGCAUACCUCCAGCAUAAAAGUGACUAUGCACUCCAGAUCAGCGUGUCUGAAGAGUUGUCCAUCUUGACCUUCGAGAAUAAUUGGCACGAAACCAGACACUCACAUUCUGACCAGCUGUAUGCCAUAACCAAAUAAUAUACUGCUUGACUAUGAACUAUAUGUACGUAUGUAUAUAUGUGAGUGUGUGUAUGUAUAUAUAUGCGUGUACGUGUGUGUGUGUGUGUGUAUGGAGUUUGUGCUCCAGCAGAGCCAUAGUACAAUCAGUGAGUACAAUCAUUAAAAUGAUAAAAGAUAUAUGUAUGUACAAACAAUGCAAUACUCUCUCUCUUUCUCUCUCUGUAUAUAUAUAUAUAUAUAUAUAUAUAUAUAUAUAUAUGGAUGCUACUGAAAUAAUGAAAGAUGUGUGUGAAUAAAUAACCCAAAUUAAUAUUUUUUUUACACAAUUCAUUUGAAAAUGUAAAAGUUUUUAUUUCUCUGUAAGCGAUAUUAUAUUUUUAUAUGAAAAGACCCACAGUUUCUUUUUGUCGGAAUAAAUUAAUAAUAAAUUAAUUAUAACAAUCAUACAAA
Octopus bimaculoides (California two-spot octopus) is the source of this 2089-nucleotide messenger RNA. RefSeq lists its product as uncharacterized. Gene Ontology annotation, molecular function: DNA binding; DNA-binding transcription factor activity. The record is from RefSeq and is a predicted model, not a curated record. Gene Ontology annotation, biological process: regulation of transcription by RNA polymerase II. Lineage: Eukaryota; Metazoa; Mollusca; Cephalopoda; Octopoda; Octopodidae.